AUGACGAAGCGAAGGGCAGGAGUCGGUGUUGGUGUUGUCGACAACUUGCUCUACGCUAUUGGUGGUUGGGGUGGCGAACAUUCGAGUAGCGUUGAAAGGUAUAACGCAUUCUCCAACUCAUAA
Cooperia oncophora is the source of this 123-nucleotide messenger RNA. The record is from the annotation of a GenBank genome assembly. NCBI's taxonomy places the organism in Eukaryota, Metazoa, Nematoda, Chromadorea, Rhabditida, Trichostrongylidae.